UCAAUUGUGGUUUAAUUUCAUCUCGCUUCACACUCGGUUGACAGAGUCGGGUUUGAUAAAAACGUCUGAGUGCUAAUUAAAUUCCCUCGUAAUUACUGACAGAAAACAUCAGCGUGUUUGUACAAUGCUGGAUGACUCAAACACACAUCCCACAAUCACCGAAUACAAACACGUUCAGAUCUACUGAAGCGCUCAUAAAUAUGGUGUUGUCUUGUGUUCAGUGCUGGACUGCGGCCCCGGGCCCCUGCUGAGAUCUCCAUCACUUUUAACGGUCUUCUGAGGAUGUGUCAGCUUUGUAUAUCAUUCACUGCUCUUCAUGCCUGUUUCAGGUAGGAAGUGUGUCAGGACGUCACUGAGGAGUGAUGCCUGUUGAAAGUGGAAACAGCGCAGCCGCCCGUCAAGUUAAACAGAAGCGAAAGUCGCACAGUCUCUCCAUUCGGAGAACCAACAGCACGGAGCAGGACAGACUAGGCAUGCAGAGGGACAUGCUGGAGGGACAGGACUCCAAGUUGCCGAUGGCCUUAAGAAGCAACUUACUGGACCUGUUCGGGCAGAUUGAACGCGAGUUUGAAAAUCUCUACGUUGAAAACUUGGAGUUGCGAAGAGAAAUUGAAUCGCUAAACGAACGUUUGGCUGGAGAAGGACAGACAGGUGAUGGUGGUGAUCUGAGCAAAGGAGCCUUGAAAACAAAAGCAAGUCACAGCACUAGUCAACUGUCCCAAAAACUGAAGACAACGUACAAGGCCUCCACAAGCAAGAUUGUGUCCAGUUUCAAAGCCACCACGUCGCGUGCAGUGUGUCAGCUGGUGAAGGAGUAUGUGGGACACAGGGACGGGAUAUGGGACCUUGCCGUGACCCGGGCUCAACCACUGGUUCUGGGCACGGCCUCAGCCGAUCACUGUUCCAUGCUGUGGAGUAUUGAGACUGGGAAGUGCCUGUUAAAAUAUGCUGGUCAUGCUGGAUCAGUCAACUCCAUUAAGUUCCACCCUACGGAGCAGAUGGCACUUACUGCGUCCGGGGACCAGACUGCACACAUUUGGCGUUACAUGGUACAGCUUCCGCUUCCCCAGCCCCCGGCAGACAUCAGCGCCUCGCUGGACGAUGACGUAGACUUCUCUGAUAAAGACGAGGCCGAAGGAGAGGCAGAUGGGCCCAAUGAAUGCCCCACCAUCCGUGUCGCCACAACGACCUUGAAGAGCCAUCAGGGGGUGGUGAUAGCAGCUGAUUGGCUGGUGGGUGGAAAGCAGGUGGUCACUGCUUCCUGGGAUAGAGCCGCCAACCUCUAUGAUGUAGAGACCUCGGAGUUAGUUCACACACUCACAGGUCAUGACCAGGAGUUGACCCACUGCUGUACUCAUCCUACCCAGCGUCUGGUAGUGACCUCAUCCAGGGACACCACCUUCCGCCUGUGGGAUUUCAGAGAUCCCUCCAUCCACUCAGUCAACGUCUUCCAGGGUCACACUGACACGGUGACAUCAGCCGUCUUCACUGUGGGAGACAAUGUGGUGUCUGGAAGUGAUGAUCGCACCGUCAAGGUGUGGGACCUGAAGAACAUGAGAUCUCCGAUCGCUACCAUCCGCACAGACUCCGCCGUUAAUAGGAUAAGUGUCUCUGCAAACCAAAGAAUCAUUGCUCUCCCACAUGACAACAGACAGGUCAGACUGUUCGACAUGAAUGGCGUCCGUUUGGCCCGUCUCCCGCGGAGCAACAGACAGGGGCAUCGCCGCAUGGUGUGCUGCUCUGCGUGGAAUGAGGAGAACCAGGCCUGCAAUCUUUUCACCUGUGGCUUUGACAGGCAGGCUAUCGGCUGGAACAUCAACAUACCUGCCCUGCUGCAAGAGAAGUGAUGCGUUCACACCCAGUACCCGCAUUUGCGGUUUCACAUGCGUAUACAAGCUUACCACCGGCCAUCCACGCAAACACCACUGAAUCCUCAAGCACAUUCUUCAGUGCAACACCUGCAGUAGAUUUAAAGUACAUUCAUGUUGGCGUCUAGUCACUGUCCCGCAUUCAGAUCUCAUCCUUUCAUGCCUCGAAAAACGUAUGUGAUGUCCGAGGAAGGCGAUAGACUUGUACCAGGUGUUUAAUUUAAAUGAAGUUGUGUAUAUCUAGUUCUGCACUGUCUGUUCUGAGGUCAUAUAGUGUUGUGAACUGACCCCUAGUCUUGUUAACUUGUUUUUACAUGUUUGCAUGAUUCAAGCUGGGACAAGACCGGAACGUUGCUGAAACGUUCCUUCAUGGCCUGUUGUUGUUACACUUAAAUAACUAUUCACUUGUGGUAUUUUUGUCGUGUAAUGUUCAAUUUGUUGUAUGUACAGAUAACCUUUUAUUUUAUGAUGGCAUUUUAGAUAAUAUUUUUGAUUUUUGUAUAGAUAUCUGCCUUGCUUUUUAUAGAAACACGCCUUUGCUUGUAACAUGCAAAAGAGACGGAGCUCUCUGCCUUUGUGAGCUAAGUAUAUUUACGGAUCUGCACCUUCUUGAUGUUCUGUUUGGAACUACAGUUAAAGCGGUAUUGCCGGCAGACCAUUUACAUGACAAACCCGGCUCUCUGUCAAAUAUGUGACGCAAAAUGCUGUAUAAUUGCUGUGUAAUCUUGUUCACCCAAAUGGAUACAAAAAAAGAGGGCUUUGCAAGUAAUGUGAAGUAGUUUUGGAGCCCAGGUUUGAUGUACGUUUGAUGUUCAAUUAAAUUUUAAGGGCUUUCAAGUCGUGUAAUAGUAAAUAUCGUAGUCAAAUGUUAUUCAGAUUAAUACAUCAAGUUCAUAUCCUGGUCACUGCUGUACUUUUUAUGUAAAAGUUAUUUUUUAAAGCAGUGAGUGGGUUCAAUAUUGUAAUAUUCGUCUGUACUUUUGGACCAAACAAUGUUGAUAUGCUUCGUGUGACCUACCGACGCUUUAUAUGUUUGCAGACGUACUUGUUUUGGACAUGUGAUAUGUGUGAACCACUGUGCUGCGCUGUAUCUACAGAAAACAUAGAUGAAGACGCUGUUAUUCGCUCAAAUGAGAUUCGAGACAUUCAGAAUCUUUAAACGGAAGCUUUGCCUUCGGUGUGUUACAAUCAGGUACUGCAUUACUGGACUAUUACUUCAACUACAGUACAUUGGACAUUAUAAGAAAUGCUGGUGGAAAAGUGUCGAUUUUUCUUUUUCAUUUAGACAAAACAAUUCUUAGAUGUUUAUUAUGAUAAAGAUGUUUAUUUGUGUGAUUUUUGUCCAUGUUAAUUGGACUGUGUAUUUGGCCCUAGAGUUGCAAUGUACGCAAAACAGCAAAGAAAUCGUUCAUCUUCUAUCCAGUUAUCAAAAAAAACAAGCAAACAUCAUGUACGCCAAUUGACCCAUCAGACACUUUGUUAAUCGUCAUUACUUUGUUAUAACAUUCUGUAUUGAGUCAUAACAUUUUUUUUUAUUUUUUUAGAGCAACCUAAUUUACCAUAUUGGACAAAUGAUAUAUUGCAUCAUCAAAACAAUGUAGAGAUGUCGAUUCUAAUUCACUCACUGCUGGGCUUCAGAAUAAAGUAAAAAUUCUUUAAACAUUCU
This is a messenger RNA of Xyrauchen texanus (razorback sucker), 3534 nucleotides long. RefSeq names its product WD repeat-containing protein 37-like. Gene Ontology annotation, cellular component: preribosome, large subunit precursor. The transcript is spliced from 15 exons. Lineage: Eukaryota; Metazoa; Chordata; Actinopteri; Cypriniformes; Catostomidae. Gene Ontology annotation, molecular function: protein binding. The record is from RefSeq and is a predicted model, not a curated record. The coding region runs from base 363 to 1847 and encodes 494 amino acids.